Trypanosoma conorhini is the source of this 1740-nucleotide messenger RNA. Its product is annotated as protein kinase. The transcript has a single exon. The record is from RefSeq and is a predicted model, not a curated record. Gene Ontology annotation, cellular component: cytoplasm. Gene Ontology annotation, molecular function: protein serine/threonine kinase activity; ATP binding. NCBI's taxonomy places the organism in Eukaryota, Euglenozoa, Kinetoplastea, Trypanosomatida, Trypanosomatidae. Bases 1 to 1740 code for a protein of 579 amino acids. Gene Ontology annotation, biological process: intracellular signal transduction; protein phosphorylation.
AUGACGAGUACAGUGGAGAUGGCAGCGGCGCAGAGCGGAAGACAACACGCGAUAGCCUACCCGUGCCCCCCGCCUGCGCAGCGGAGUUUGGCUGUGGAGGGGAGGGCGAGGUGCGCGCGUGAGGCACAGAGGCAGGGGGAGCCACUCCCCCUCACGGCAGAGGCCCUCUUGUCGUGGUACGCCAAAGCGGUGCACAAGGUUUGCGACGUGGCCACGCCGCACACCCUUGAGACUUCGGAGCAGCCCCUGCUCGCGGUUACCCUGCCCAGAGGCAAGGAGUGGGAGCUCGGCACAGGCGCGGAGGCGGAGCGCCUCUUCUCCCGCAUGAGCCACGCCGAUCUUGUUUCAUUUUGCUGCCAAGUACAUUGGCUACUGUCAGGCGUGCCACAGAAUGAUUGCGGCGGCUCUGUGGUUUCCCCACUGCACGCCGCCGGUGAAGAAGCGGCAGGCAACGCAUACUGCGCACCACUGCUUGAAGGCGCUCCGCAUCGGCAGGAGUCUGAGGAGGAGGAGCUCAAGCUACGUCAAAGGCUGCCAGCGGCAACAAUGGGGGGAACGCAUCCGACUGCAGGGAAGACCACGGUAGACGGUGAUAAGAGUGCCAGCUUGGUGCCACCGCCACGCAGCAGACGUUACUCCGUCCCACGGUCCCCAGCUGAGCAGGUUUCCACAACGAGGUAUCUCCAUAAGGAGGACUGGUUCGGUGGCGCAAAGAUCCUUAAUGAAUAUGUGGUGCUGAAGAACAUUGGAAAGGGAACCUCAGGCAAGGUCAAACUGGCAUACAGCUUCUCAAGACAGGAAACCGUGGCCAUUAAAAUUAUUCAUCGCCCAAAGGUGAGGGAUAACCAGCUUGCGUUCUACAAGGACGCCUCGGCGAAGCAAGCGGAGGCGCUACAGCGCGAGAUUGAGGUUAUGAAAAGGCUGCAGCAUGAAAACAUCGUCACCUUGUAUGAGGUGAUUGACGACCCUGCCGCGGAAAAGUUGUAUCUUGUGAUGCAGUACAUCGACAAUGGGACGAUCGCCGUCGUGGGCCCCGACGGACGAUGCCCCAAAAUGGCACCCGAAACCCUUCUUCUCUACGCGCGACAAAUCCUCGCCGGAUUGGAGUACCUGCACGACUGCAACGUCGUGCACCGCGACAUUAAACCAGAGAACAUUCUUAUAGAUAAAAAAAAUUCUGCUUUUCUUGCCGAUUUUGGCGUUGCUGCCUUUCUUGAGCAGGGGGCGGAGGAUGUCUUAAACCGCUUUGAGGGGACGCCGUCAUUUAUGCCACCAGAAAUGUUCUCUCUCAAGGGCGAGGCGGAGGACGCGAGUCACUCCGCUGACGAGGGCGCUCGAGGAAGUCCGUUCGCCCUGGACGUGUGGUCCCUCGGUGUGGCCUUCUACACCCUUCUCGUAGGACGUGUCCCGUUUCUCUCCGUGGAGGCGAUUGAGGCGGUGCGGCGCGCCCCCGUCGUGAUCGCCGACGAGGUGCCAGAGGCAUGGCGCCAGCUGCUGCAGUCGAUGCUGUCUGCUGACCCACGGCAACGCCCCCACGUCAGCGCGGUGCGCAGCGAGGUGGAGAGGAUGGCUCGCACUGCAGUGACGCGGCAGCAGGAGGACGUCUCACCAAUUUUGGCGGGAUGUGACGUCGGGGAUGCCCUCACGCCGCCCGCGACCAACACCGGCAACGUCUGCUCAAUCGCCUCGCCCAUGUGCGCCAGUGGGCAAACGUCAAGUUUUUUCUGCCUAGUAUCUUAA